Molecule: messenger RNA, 1251 nt
Organism: Talaromyces marneffei
Lineage: Eukaryota; Fungi; Ascomycota; Eurotiomycetes; Eurotiales; Trichocomaceae
Exons: 2
Coding region: 1-1251 (416 amino acids)
Source: RefSeq, a predicted model, not a curated record
AUGCCUCCAAUGCUUGAUUUUAUUUUUCAACGUCGGGACUUCAACACCAGCGCCACGUCGGAGGCUUUUUCCCAGGAGUGGUCGCAACCGUCGAACUAUGCCUUUACCAUUCUUCUCCUGCUGGGAGGAGAUUUGAUCAAUCGCGCUCUUGCACAGCUGGCUGGCGGUUGGAUUACGCCCGUGGCCUUUUCGUUUGGUUGGGUGUCUUAUGCAACGGCCUGUGUCUGCGCCGCUCUCGGAGAGUACAGACUUAUGCCCAGUGCUGAUACUGGAUGCAGCAUCAUCAAUGGAAAGAAUGGCUACGUCCGCGGAAACAAUUCAUGGGUACUCGGACGCAUGAUGCGCGACUAUGAGUAUUGGAUGGGAAAACCCGUCGCAGACAAAACCGAGUCUCUGAUUCAGGCUCGAUGGAAAUUCGAGCAAGAAAAAGAGAAUCGAGAGCACCCUGGAUCGAACAUCACAGUGCCUCGCCCUGCGCAGGCUGGACUGGUGGUUAGCAUUUGGAAGCCUAGCGAGACAUUGGCGCAUGGUGAACCUGGUCAUGAUAUACUCCACUGGUCCGGGCUUAUUGUCACCAUUAUCCAGUUGGGAGUUGCCUGUAUACCCUUGGGCCUGUCGGGAGAUUGGGGAGUAUUGUUGGUUACUGGCGGCGCUACUAUCCUCUGUUACUUCACCGGAGCCCUCCAGCAAUGGAAAGUAGAAAAAUGGGCUUGUCGACGUCUGGAUGGUCGAACCAAUAAGAACCUUGUCAUGACACGCGGCAACGGAGCUCAACAUGCGAUUGCAAUCAUUAGUGGUGGACACGGUCUGGAUUUGGAGGAUCUUGCAACUGGCUUUGCCAACGUCGACUCUCCAACCAUCUCGCUAUUUUCUCAGCUUUCUGUCAUUGUCUUGGGCAUUAUGUGGGUUGCCCUGCUAAUCACUGCAUCUGGUCUGACGGACGACUCGUGGUACUUGAUUGCUGUAGGAGGUAUUGGAAUGCUUCAAAACAUCUUUGUUGCGGGUUGGAAGCGUACUCCCUAUGCAUAUGGAAUUCCACUUGAAUUUGUUGAUGUUAUUGGUGAAGCCAAGGUCAUGAACACGCUAAUGGAACUUGAGAAGAGAUAUGAGAAGCUGGGCAAAAGCAUGUUGGGUACUUUCUUUCCGGGUGAUUUGCGUGAGAAGGAAGUCGAGGAGUGGGAUGCUAUUGCUGCGGAGUGGAAGGAGAAGAAGGCCCAGCCUGUCCAAUCUGUUGAGGUGAAGAGUGGCUGA